This is a messenger RNA of Gadus chalcogrammus (walleye pollock), 2550 nucleotides long. It is a transcript of the gene fkbp1ab, whose product is annotated as FKBP prolyl isomerase 1Ab. Gene Ontology annotation, molecular function: peptidyl-prolyl cis-trans isomerase activity. The coding region runs from base 73 to 399 and encodes 108 amino acids. The record is from RefSeq and is a predicted model, not a curated record. Lineage: Eukaryota; Metazoa; Chordata; Actinopteri; Gadiformes; Gadidae. The transcript is spliced from 4 exons.
GCAUCCCCCAGACAGCUGAGUGCUCUGCUGGACAGUAGGAGACGAGUUCAGCCUGGCUGACGGAGAUCGAACAUGGGAGUAGAGAUCGAGACCAUCACCCCCGGCGACGGAAGGACUUUCCCGAAGAAAGGACAGACGUGUGUUGUGCAUUAUGUUGGUUCCCUCACAGAUGGACGUAAGUUCGACUCCUCUCGCGACAGGGACAAGCCUUUUAGGUUCAAGAUUGGCAAACAGGAAGUGAUCCGAGGCUGGGAAGAGGGUGUAGUGCAGAUGAGUGUUGGUCAGAGGGCCAAAUUGACCUGCACUCCGGAUUUUGCCUAUGGAAACAAGGGUCAUCCUGGGAUCAUCCCACCUAACGCAACUCUAAUAUUUGACGUUGAGCUGCUGAGCCUGGAAUGAAACAAAUCAACUGCCUGUAUCAUUAUGUAAGAAAUAAGAAUCAUGUUGUUGCCAUUUUAAGAUUACAGGCAUUCCUUUUCUCAACAUUUUUUUGUUUGUAGUAAAGCCAUUAGACCUAGAUUUUAAUAUUUGAAAACCGUGCAGGACAAAGAAGUGAUGCUUUAAGAUUAUUUAUUUUUUGUAAUUGCAUAACAUGAUGUAACCAUACAUAAGUAACUCAAGGUUACACAACUGUUGAAUGCCUAACUUAUAGAUCAUUUAUAUCAUGUGAAUGGGUAAAGUUUACAUGACUGCAGCUUUGAUAUGAUAAUAAUUGUGUCGCAAUAGAUUCUUAAAUAUAAAGGAUUACAUUUCUGAAGCAAGGCAUUGUCAUGAAUUAAUGAUCUUAUUUAUAUAUAUAUAUGAGUAAGUAUGAUAUAAUGAGUAAGUAUUAACAAAUCACAUGACUUGGAGCACCAACAGCACUCCUUCCCCAGAAUGAGAAUCCUCUGAUGAAGAAUAGUCCCUUUUUAGCUAUGACUCGCUCCCUAGUCAAUCAGCCUGUAACCCUCUUUGUAAUGGGUCUAUUUAUUUUAAGGGCAUUAUGUUGUAUUUUGUGGACUAGUUUCUACUUUGCCUACAAGUUUGCCCAAUUGUCCAUUUAAAAUAGAUUUCCUCUUUGAAACAAUAAAUAUUUUUUAUCUAAAUGUGUUAUGUGUCAAUAAGACUAACAAUUGAACAUUCGCAUGCAAAUUACAUAUUUGUGUUCAGUGGCAGAGUAAUAGUUGAUUAAAAAGAAAAACAUAUUGUAGAUGUGAGACUACAUACAUUUUACGUAUAAAUAUUCUUUAUCACGCCAGAAUAUCUAAUUUAUGGCUGACCUUUGCCUAACAGUUUUUUUUUUUUUAGCAGUUGACUUCCUAACUGGAUUAAUUAAGGAAGAGCUCAGAGUCUGCACUGAUUCUAUACAUUUAGUCGAUAGUUCAACUGUUCAAUAUUUUAUUAAUACAUUUUUCAUUCUUUUUCAUCCUAUCGCAUAAACUUAUGGAUCUUACCCUGACAGACCUUCAUGUUGUUAAUUUUAGGUAUUUGGUAACCUGAUUUUAUAUUUGUGCUAUAGUUGCUUUUGUAAAAUGUCUGUGUGGUUAUGAUGAGAGAAACUAAUGAAUUACUGGCAGCGACAUUCAUCAGAGGGUAAGUGGUAUCACAGAGGCCAGAUGCUCAUUAUAAUAACCAAAUGAAAAGAAAAUACACUAGAGAAUACGAAAAGCACAUAUUUUUACCAUAAAGCUGAAGAGCAGGUAAUUACAACUUGAAAUUAGUAAAUACUAGAGACGGGACAGUUCAACUAUGCCGUUUUCUUUUACAUUUCAAUAUUUAAAAUUACUAUAAGAAAGAAGGAAUUCCAUUAAGAACCAGUAAUAGUUCUAAAUAGGAAUGACUUGUGUUGCUGUGUUUAAAAAAUCAUUGCCAGGCAUAUGGUCAGUACUUCACAAGUGUUGCACGAUAUAGGCAAUGCCUAGUCUAGACAUGUUUAAAACUUUGCAUUUCACUUGCAUGGAUCCUAUUACCAUUUUAUCCAGUCAUCUCUUUUAGACCUUUUAGACCUAUUUAAAUCCAUACACUAGUAGUUGAGAACAGAAAGCUGUGACGCACAUAAAUUCAAGUUUUUUGUGCUUUUCUUUGAAAAGGGGAAUGCCCGAAAUACCGGGGGUGGGGGGGGGGGGGGAAUCCUUUUAAAGGUGACCUCCCUUUAAACUUGUUUUGUGCAUGUUUUUAAGAUGCCAACUUUAUAUCUCUGAGAAUUGAAAUGUGACUAACCUGUGAUAACUGUACAUUUUAUUUUUAUCAGUAUCAUACCACACUGCCUGAUUAAACCUUGUUUAAAUAGGAAUAUUCCUUAGGCAUAAUAAUGGUUUUAUAUGACAGAUUAAUAGCUAUAAAUUAAGACAACGGAUAUGCUGGCCUGACUGGAAAUACUGUACUUGGCUCCGGGUGUGUUCUGGAAUUAGAUUGGCAGCGGCAACUAUCCAUGCACUGUAGAAUGUCAUGUGCAAAUUAGUUACAUAGCCUACUGGAUGCAGGCUGAGCCAAUGAGACAUUUAAAAUGUGCUGUUGCAAUAAAAUGCUCUCCACCUGACUUGAAAAUGUUGGCUCGUUCUUCGUAUUCAU